CUCCCUCCCCCAUUUUUUACGGAGAAACUGUCAAAACAUUCCAAUGGUGUGAGCUCGACUGCAGCGCACAGAUUGCGGGCAAAGCGCAGGACACCAGGUACUACAACCAUGGCUCCCCAACAUGCCUUGCUUCUGCUGGUUAUCGCGGCCAAUGCCAUUGAUGGGCAACAGCAUCAGUUGAUGGAGUACAUGGAGAGGAGGCUCGCUGUCUUAGAGGAGCGGAUCUCACAGUGGCAUGAUCAGAGCAGCCGUUACUCCACUGAGCUGAGGGAUUUCAAGAACAAGGUGGUGUCCAUGCUGGAGUCAGUGGAGAAAGACCGGGAGACACUUCGCUCAGAGGUGGAAAACACUGCAGUGCGGGUGGACCGGCUGGAGCGAGAGGUAGACUACCUUGAAACUCAAAAUCCUGCCCCACCCUGUGUGGAGGUGGAUGACAAACUAAUGGAGAAUCAAGUUGCCAAUGCCAAGAUGCGCAAGAAUGAGAAGUAUGACAAAAUGACAGAUUGCAGUGACACAGUGUCCCAGGUGAAAGCCAUGAAAAUCCUAAAGCGGUUUGGCAGCACUGCUGGACUCUGGACCAAAGACCCAGUGGGAAAUUCAGAGAAGAUCUAUGUGUUUGAUGGCACUAGCAACGACACCGUGUAUGUCUUCCCCAGAAUGAGAGAGUUUACGCUCUUCUCUGCUACACGAAAGGCUGCACGCAUCAAGCUACCCUAUCCAUGGGUCGGCACUGGACACUUGGUAUAUGGGGGCCAUCUUUAUUAUAUCCGAAGACACGGCACUUUCCAGGUCAUCAAGUUUAGCCUGGCCAACAAGACUAUUGUGGAUAGUUCAGUUUUCCCUGCCGAGGAGCAGAUCCCUGUCUUUGGUCUUUCAUCCUAUAACUACAUUGAUCUGGUGGCCGACGAGGAAGGGAUCUGGGCUAUUUAUGCCACACAAGAGAAUGAAAGAAACAUUGAAUUGGCCAAGCUAGACCCUGCAACCCUGGACAUUGAGCAAAUGUGGGACACACCAUGUCCCCGGGAGAAUGCAGAGAGCGCUUUUGUCAUCUGUGGUGCACUCUAUGUGGUGUACAACACACGACUGCCCAGCCGAUCUCGUAUCCAGUGUGUCUUUGAUGUCAGUGGCUCAAUGGCGGCUGAAGAUGCUGCCCUAGUCUACUUCCCCAAGCGAUACGGCUCUCACUCCAGCAUGAAGUACAACCCCAAAGAGAGGCAGAUCUAUGCUUGGGAUGAUGGCUAUCAGCUUAUUUACCGCAUGGAGAUGAAGAAGAAGACCGAAGUCUGAGAAAGGCCUAGAGCUCUGGUGGACAGCGCAUCAGAUACAUGGUCCAUUGCCUCCCUGCAGAUAUGAUUCAGCUGCCUACUCAUGCACAUAGCAUGUUCAGCUCCUUAGAAAACCAGCAAGCAUGGAGUAGACUGGACUUCCUGAUACAUGAAACAUUUUUAAUGCAGAAAUUACCUGCAUUUGGGGAGGGGAGGACUUGCCAUUUCUUUCUCUUUUUCACCUCACU
Molecule: messenger RNA, 1513 nt
Organism: Lacerta agilis (Sand lizard)
Lineage: Eukaryota; Metazoa; Chordata; Lepidosauria; Squamata; Lacertidae
Gene: OLFML3
Product: olfactomedin like 3
Exons: 3
Coding region: 109-1287 (392 amino acids)
Biological process (GO): signal transduction
Source: RefSeq, a predicted model, not a curated record